UCAACUGAAAAAAUUGUUUGUACGGUAAACAACCCCUUCAAGGAAACAGUCACCAAUAUCUAAUCACAAUGGUUCCUAAAACUAUUCAGGUAGGUGUUGUCUGAAACUCUCACAGGUGUGAAAGUGAGAUCUGGUCACAAUGGCACCAUAACGACUGCAUCACAAGUUCACACAUUUUUCAGUUUCAGAUUACACCUACCUGAAUAGAUUAAUGGAACUACCAUUGACCAUUGAUGGUAUUUAUUUUUUGUGUAAUUUAAGUAUGAAAUAAUCCCCCCCCCCCACAUACCAGACAAGCAGGUGGAAGAUUAGCAUCUACUUUGUCUCUUGGCCCUGAUCCCCAGCACCACCCCUUGCCCCUCCCCCAUACAAACUCCAAUAGACACAUUGGUCAGUCAGAGGAUUUACAUUUUUUUUCUUAAAAUUUUUUAGGCAAACAGGUUUGGGGAGGCUUAUUAAGGCCUCCCCAAGCCUUAAUAAAAAUCCGCCUAUGGGUGGUUGUCAGUGGUACAUUCUCUACUUGGAGUAGGGUUCUUAGUGGGGUGCUGCAAUGUUCUGUAUUUGGUUCAUUUUAAUAUAAUUUGUUCAACUUGGAGGUGGGCAUUGCAAGUAAUGUAUUUGUGCAUGGCGGGGACGCAAAACUACACAAGCCUACCAAGAUGUGUGACAAAGGAUGUUUCAGGGAGGACAUAUAAGGAAAAACCAAAAGCUAUGGGAAUGACAGAAGUUAAAUGUGGCAGAAACCACAGGAAUGAGAGCAGUUUGGGUGAGACAGCAUGACAAUCUGUGGGUGCAGAGGUACAACACAGGUCAGGGUGCAGAUUGCACAGGGAUUUUAGCUGAAUAUGUCUAAAAUGGACACUGUACUGUAGAUCUAAAUCAAUACUGAGUACUUCUGGGAAAGCAUAAUCCAAACGUUAUCAUGCACACAGGGUUCUCCUCCCCUCCCCUGAUAUAAACACAAGCCUCUCUGGCAGCUGCAUUCUGACAUGUUACUUUGUUUCAUUUUCAUCUGAGACUGAGCCACAGCACAGUAACUUGAUGGUGUGCGCAGGAAAAUUUCAGAAAAUGGUCAGGCGAAUGCUUUUUUUUUUUUGAUUGUAUAGAAUAAAGAAGGAGUUUUAACAAGUGCUGAAAAGCUUGCUUUCUAUAAGUUUGUGUAAACCACCUAAAGCUACAGGUUCAGGGCAAAGCUCUCAGGACACUUGUGAAGUUUGAAUAUGAUGUAAGUAACAGAAGAUUGAGGAAGAUCUAUACACUCCAGUGCACUUCGUCUGGUCUGAGCUGGUGAAGGCAAGUCUGGUGAAAGAGAACCGGUAGAAUGUCAAAGCCUAAACAAAAACUCUUUAGAACCCUUUUGAUUUUAUCAGUACCAUUUAUUAUAAGCUUCAUCGUUCAUUGGAUAGUAUUCAAGCCUCGGAAUUAUUACCUCAAAGGAAAAUACUCCAAGCAACUGUUUAUACUUAGUGACAAUGAGUCACAAAAUGUAAUGGACAUAUUCAAUUCUAUCAACAGCAGAAUCAUCAAUGUUUCUUUGACAAAUAUAAAUAGUACGACCAGUGCUAAGAACAGCAAAGCAAUCCUACUAGAUCACCGGAAAGAGUACUGUGUUGGAGACUCUUUAACCAUCCAACUUGACAUGUUUGAUUACAAUGGUAAAAUGAAGACUUAUGGAGGAGAUUUCUUAAGGGCGAGAGUUUUUUCCACAAAAUUUGGAGCUGGAGCUUCUGGAAUAAUAAAGGAUUUAAAUAAUGGAACAUACCAUGUACACUUUACUCUGUUCUGGGAAGGAAACAUACAAAUAUCCAUACUAUUGAUGCACCCUAGUGAAGGAGUGGCAGUGUUAUGGAGAGCACGGAAUUCAGGUUAUAAAAAUAUUAUCUUCACUGGAAAAUUUCUUGAUAAAACUAAAGAGGUGCACACAGAAUGUGGUUUUGAUUUAGAUCCACAAGAAGAAAAAUGUAGAUAUGGAGAAGAUGGAGAAUACUUUUACUGCAUCAAACCCCUCGGUGUACCAUGUGAGGCUUUUAUCUCAAUGAAGAGUAACAACAGACCUUACUCCUAUCUCACUGACUUGGAGAAAAGUAUUUUUAUUAGAUCAAAUAUCGCUGCAGAAAUUCCGCAAAACCACGGAAGCAUUGAUGUUUUGAAAUGCCAAAGAAACAGUGGAGAAGUAAAGCCAAAAUGCUCAGUUGGAAUGUCUCCACCAUUGCCAGGCGGUUAUUUCUUGAACAAUGUUUGGCACCCUGUGUUCUGCAACCUUUCUACAUAUGAACCACAGUCUCUCGUGAACACAUGUUUGUCCAAGAAAAAAAUUUACCUUAUGGGAGAUUCAACCAUUCGGCAGUGGAUACAAUAUUUAACAAGCAUUAUGAAAGGAUUGAAAUUGUUUAAUCUUGAUGGAAGUGGAUGGCAUAGGACACACAUAGCUCUGAACAUGAACACAAAUACUUAUAUUCAGUGGAAAAAACAUGGACACCCAUUUGUAACUCCGAGCUUUUAUACAGUAAAAGAUUAUAGUUCUGUCCCUCAAGAGAUAGACAGACUUGCAGGGGGGCCAAACACUGUUAUAGUUAUUGCUCUUGGACAACACUUUCGAGCUUUUCCUAUUACCCUGUUCAUCAGAAGGCUUCUUAAUGUGCGCAAAGCCAUCGGACGACUCUUUAUUCGUAGUCCUGAUACAAAGGUCAUAAUAAAAUCUGAAAACACCAGAGAAAUAAACACAGACGUGGAGAGAUUCAGUGACUUUCAUGGCUACAUUCAGUAUCUGUUGGCAAAGGACAUCUUCCAUGGACUGAAUGUAGGAGUUAUUGAUGCAUGGGACAUGACAGUUGCCUUGGGGUCAUUAAAUCUUCAUCCAUCAAAAACAAUUAUUAAUAGCCAAAUAAUCCUGUUUUUGGAGUAUCUAUGUUAGUUUUAUGUAUUAUUAAUGUUAAUGUUACUUCUAAAUAAAAUAUACUCAGCACAUAAUACUGAUGAGUAUAUCCUUGAUCCAGAGUAAAUCAUUACACUAUCAUUUAGACCAUUUAUUUUUAUCCUUAAUAUAUUUUGGUUUUCCAUAACAAUUGCAGAAUAAAAGGUUUAUCAAAAAAAGAAAGAAACAAUUAAUGUUUCCUUUUUUUUAUACUUUUGCCUGCCCUUUACCGCAAGUGGUGAAGAGUAUGUCCCUGUCAUUGGUUCAUGCCUCAGUGGCAGGGUACACUGUAUCAUAGAUGCUUGGACCAGCAGGCAUGGGCAGGAGUGGUACAAAUCCUUCCCUGCCAAUUGGGUCACUUUGUUAAGUGCAAGUUAUAUUGGGAGCAGGGAUGCUCCCCUCAGACUAGAGGUGACUUCUCAUGCGGUGAAGGGGAAGCCCCACACAGACACUGCCUCUGCUUCCUCCUCCUCCUCUUCUGCUACCACACCACCAACAAACCAAGGUAUUAAUGAGACAGUCUCUGACCAGAGAUGAUCUGCUGUUAUGUAUUUUGAUUAUGCUGCACUUUUUUGUAUCAUAUUACAAUGUAAUUCUAAUUUGAUGAUUAUAGCUUGCCCGUCAAAGUAUUUAUAAACUGUAUCGUGUGACUCUCCAAAUUUGUUUCCUGCAUAAAUUCAUAAAUUUUA
Xenopus laevis (African clawed frog) is the source of this 3603-nucleotide messenger RNA. Its product is annotated as NXPE family member 1. The record is from RefSeq and is a predicted model, not a curated record. Lineage: Eukaryota; Metazoa; Chordata; Amphibia; Anura; Pipidae. The transcript is spliced from 7 exons. Bases 1322 to 2914 code for a protein of 530 amino acids.